AUGCUUGCGCUUGGCCAGCAGCACAGCCUAGCUUGUGCGGAUGGAGAUCUCGUGGUGGCAUGGGGAGACAACCAUCGCGGGCAAUUUGGAGAUGGCACGAGAACAUCUCGGCUAACUCCUGACAAGGUUUUUGAUGCGGACUUCGUGGAGCUAGUGGCGGGAAUGCAGCACAGCAUGGGUCUCACCCAAACUGGGCGGCUUCUUUGCUGGGGAGGCAAUGAAUUCGGGCAAGUUGGUGAUGGGACGAUCCAGCCACGUCUGGAGCCCGUGGAGAUUCCGCUGCCCGGUGUCAAGCACAUCUCUGCAGGUUGGUUCCACAGUUUGGCUGUGACCAGCAUGGGUGAGGUCUGGGCUUGGGGCCAAAACAAGCAAGGCCAGCUUGGAGACGGCUCACGGGAGACGAAGCAAGCGCCGGUGCGGGUGUUGGCCUCCGGUGUGCGACAGGCUGCCGCUGGUUGGUUGCACAGUUGUGCCGUGAUGGAGUCUGGUCAGGUGCUGGUCUGGGGAACUCUCGACGGGAUCGUCUACUCGGACAUGACAGAGGUGGCUGAUGCCAGUAGUGGAGCCGUGGCUGCAGACUGCGGCUAUGCUCAUGUAGCGUUCCGCACCGCCAAUGGACAGGUCUUCGCCCUGGGUGCCAACGACCGUGGCCAGCUUGGGGACGGCGCUGCUCAGGCCUCUCCGCUCCCGGUGCUUGUGGAGACAGCCGCGGUCACGGGCUCGCCUGUAACUGCAAUAGCCUGUGGCUAUGCCCAUACCGUGGCGCUCACUGAAGCAGGUGAGGUGAUGACGUGGGGAGCCAAUGAUGUGGGCCAGCUAGGAGACGCAAGUGCAGAAGACCGCAGAAUUCCUCAACGAGUCUUCCAACAGAACGAUUGCGUUGGGGUCGCCGCUGGCUGGCAUCACACUGCCUGCUGGGACUGUGAGCGAGGUGAGGUCUGGGUCUGGGGCAGCAACCUCUGCGGACAGGUGGGUGACGGCACCAAGGAGUGUGCUCUGGCGCCACACCGUGUUCUUCGCCAGUAUCCGCUGGUGAUGCAUCCCUCGCGUCUGGCCGUGAGCUUCUUGCAGUUGAUGGAGUUCCAGGAAAAGGUGCAAGAGGAGUCCAGGAUCACUUAUCCCGUAAUGACCGUGCGAGAGGUUGUCCACCAGGUUGUUUGCCCAGCGACAGCUUCCCAGCCCAAUCUGGGAUAUGCGCGGCUGUUGAACUCCGAGCGACCUCUGUUGGGCGAGGCUUUCAUCUCUCAUAGCUGGGACGGUCCCUUCGUAGCCUUUGCAGAGGCCGUGGUGGAGGUCUUCUCCUCUUGGAAGAAGCCUCCCAACUUGUGGAUCUCCUUUCUGGCUCUCUCCGUGCACACCGUCGUGCCCGUGCGCCUCCGUGCGGCGCCGCAGGAGGCGCCCUGGGCCCUGGCCCUGCAGCGGGCGAAGACGGUGCUUCUGGUCAGGAACCGCAGGUGCGACGUCUACAAGCGGUUGUGGUGUGUCUUCGAGCUGUACAUAGCCUCCGGCUUGGGCUUCCUGAGCCGCCCGGGAGGGCUCCUGGUGCACGGGGCGAACCACCCUGCCACGGAGCGCACGGUGCGAAUCUCCGGCUGUGAGACUACACUACCAGAAGACAAGGAGUGGCUGCUGUCUUACUUCGAUCUUCAGCCGGGCUCCAUAGAGGAGCACCACCUGUGUCAACAACCACCGGAAGAGUCCUUCGAAAAAACGCUUGGCGACGAGCGAUCACCGAUAGCGUUCACGCCGAAGAGGCAAGCAGAGGCCAAAGCCGCCCGGCCAGCCAUGCCAAUCACAGCUGCCGAGCUCACGUCCAAGGCUGCCAUGCUGAACAGUGUGGAGGCGCAAGAUCGAAGAGCUGGACCUGACACACGUUUGCUGCAGGCCAUUGGCCAUCUUUGUCUUCACUUGGAGUGCGAUGCUGCCAAAGUCGCCACCGUGCUGGGGCUCAGCCUGCGGCGCCUCACCACAGCUCCACCGCGCGAUCUGGAGGACUUUGCGUACAAGGUGCUGGCCGGUUUCUAUUCGGACGACUGA
Molecule: messenger RNA, 2037 nt
Organism: Symbiodinium necroappetens
Lineage: Eukaryota; Dinophyceae; Suessiales; Symbiodiniaceae
Source: the annotation of a GenBank genome assembly